GUCGCGAUGCUGGGGUGGGGCGAGGUGCAGCGCGAGGGCGGGACGGUGUAUGUCAGCCUCGACGGCGAGGAGUUCGACGCGAUCGAGGACGCGCACCAGGCGUUCCAGAUCGCGGACGCCAGCGGUGGCUCGUUGCGCGACGUGACGAAGGGCCUCGCGCAGGGCAAGUACAGAGGUUCCGUGCUGAGCCAACGCGACGACUGGAUGGACCACGGAGACCACCCUACUGUCCAAGACAUGAGCUUGUACGUCUACAGCAUCUGGGUGCACCGCGUGGAACUGCCGUCUUACGCCCUUCCAGCCGGGGAGCUGGGCCGGAGGGCUGGCCGUCGAGCCGCGCAUCCCGACGCCGAUGGCUUCCAGUUUGCGGUGAGCGCGGAGUCGAGCGUGGAGACGCAUUGCCUCAUGAAGUCGGCGCUGCUCCGACCAGUGCGCCUGCCGGACGCCGACGGGCCCAGCGACGCGAGGGAGCUCCGCUUCCUCCUCGCGUGCGAGCACCUGUGCGUGGCGCCCGAGG
Messenger RNA from Prorocentrum cordatum, 517 nucleotides. The record is from the annotation of a GenBank genome assembly. Lineage: Eukaryota; Dinophyceae; Prorocentrales; Prorocentraceae.